Messenger RNA from Trichoplusia ni (cabbage looper), 705 nucleotides. RefSeq lists its product as uncharacterized. NCBI's taxonomy places the organism in Eukaryota, Metazoa, Arthropoda, Insecta, Lepidoptera, Noctuidae. Bases 175 to 633 code for a protein of 152 amino acids. The record is from RefSeq and is a predicted model, not a curated record. The transcript has 2 exons.
UUGUUGCUUCAGUUUGUGACCAGGGAACCAACAAUCGACAGGCUCUCAAACAGGUUUCUAAGAAAAGGAGAGGAACCAAAGGAGAACAUUAUUUUAAUAAAUGGUCAAGAAGUAAUACCUCUAUAUGACCCGCCACACCUUCUUAAAGGAAUUAGAAAUAAUCUCACCAAAAACAUGGUAUACACCACACAAGGUGUUACAAAAACAGCAAAAUGGUCUCACAUAAAAUUAUUGUAUGACGAAAACCCUGGUUACAAAGGCGUUAGAUUAAUCCCAAAAUUAACGGAAAAUCAUGUGAAUCCAGACAAAAUUAAUAAAAUGAAGGUGAAAUUUGCCUCGCAAAUAUUCAGCCGUACUGUAGCAUCUAAUAUGGGAUAUCUAGCAGAUACGAACAUCCUUCCGGCAGAGUGCAAACAAACUGCGGACCUGCUGUUUUUCAUGGACGACAUAUUUGACUCUGUGAAUGGCAGUAAAAUGAAAAAUAAAUAUGCUAAACCCCUACUUGGCCCAGCAACACCAUACUCUGUCCACCAAAAAACGUGGAUUGAGGGCAUACAAAUGUUUAAUUCUAUAAAAUUUAUAACACCAUCUGGUAAAACAGAAACGGUUCCCUCUGUUACCAAUUGGGUGUAGACACUGAAAGGAAUUCAAACUUUAUUAAAAAAAGUAAAAGAUAAUUAUAACGUGCCAUCACUAUGGUUGCAG